GAGUAGCAGUACUUGAGUGAUAGGAACGUAAUUGCCUUCAAUCUUCAGAAUGAAAACAUAAGCCUUUCAAUCUGUUUCCUUAAAAUGAUUCUCUAAUAAUGCUACCAAGAAUAAAAUAGGAACAAUGAAUGACGUAGGCUUAGCCGAAGAGGUGAAUGAUUUUUCUGAUCUGGAUCUUGGUGUGCUUGAUCUAACAUCUGAAGAGUUCGCUCUGGAAGAAGUGGAUUUGCAUAUACAGGAGAACUUAGGUGAUGAGCUGGUAAAACAGGCAUUGCAAGAGGGCGUUGACCUGCGGCAGUACUCCAAACAGAUUGAGGCUGAUUUACAGCAAGUGGAAAAUGAAUCAAUUCAGGAUUACAUCAAAGAAAGUCAGAAUAUAGCAAGUCUACACAACCAAAUUACAGCAUGCGACACAAUAUUAGAGCGUAUGGAGGACAUGCUAAGUGGCUUCCAGUCGGCUUUGGGUAGCAUUAGCCUGGAGAUACAGAACCUUCAGGAACAGUCAAUUGCCAUGAAUAUUAAGCUAAAGAAUCGCCAGGCUGUACGAGGGGAGCUCAGUCAGUUUGUCGACGAAAUGGCCGUCCCAGAAUCUAUGAUUCAUCAUAUCUUAGAGACUCCAGUUACAGAGAGGAAGUUUCUUGAGCAACUGCAUGAAUUGAACCACAAGAUCAACUUUGUUAAAGAGCAGUCUUUCAAGGAAGCUUUGGCCUGUCGUGAUGUACAAGAUGUCUUGGAAAAACUCAAAAUUAAGGCAAUUGCCAAGAUUCGGGAGUACUUGCUACAAAAAAUUAACCAUUUCAAAAAACCAAUGACCAACUACCAGGUUCCUCAGAAUGCAUUAUUAAAAUCAAGGUUUUUCUAUGAGUUUUUGUUGGGCAAUGAGCGACAUGUUGCGAAGGAAGUUCGAGACGAAUAUGUUGACACUAUGAGUAAGAUGAAAUUCUCAUACUUCAAAGGCUACACUAAUAGACUUAUGAAACUACAGUAUGAUGAAGUUGCUGACAAGGAUGAUCUGAUGGGAGUAGAAGACAAUGCAAAAAAAGGAUUUUUCUCGUCCAAGGCAUCAUUGAAGAACCGUUCUACUAUCUUCACCAUUGGCAACCGCAACAGUGUUUUGACAACGGAUUUAGAAGCACCAAUUAUUGUACCUCAUGCAGCUCAAAAAGCUGAAACAAAGCAUACAUUUGAGAGUUUGUUCCGUAGUCAGCAUUAUGCUCUAGUUGACAACAGCUGCCGUGAAUACCUCUUCAUCUGUGAUUUCUUCAUGGUGUCUGGAAACAGUGCUCAAGACUUGUUCAACAGUAUCAUGGGAAAGACGCUCUCCAUGUUCCUUAAACACAUGGAUGUGUACAGUAGCGAAUGCUUUGAUUCAAUCGCUGUGUACCUGUGCAUUCAUAUUAUCUUCCGCUUUCAACUAAUGAUGCACAAAAGAGCAGUUCCAGCACUAGAUAAAUAUUGGGAAACAAUGCUUGAGAUGCUAUGGCCUAGAUUCCUGUACAUACUGGAGUUGAAUAUUUCUAGUAUCCGGGACACAGAUCCUCAAAAGCUAGGCUCGGUGGAUUAUAGACCUCAUUAUAUUACCAGGCGUUAUGCAGAAUUCUCUGGUGCUCUUGUCAGCCUGAAUGAAACAUUUCCUGAUGAACGUGUCAACCACUGUCUUGCAAGACUUCAAAUGGAAGUGGAGAACUUCAUCCUCCGUCUUGCUGCUGAGUUUCCUCAACGCAGAGAACAACUCAUCUUCCUCAUAAAUAAUUAUGAUAUGAUGUUGUCUGUGAUUACUGAACGUACAGCAGAGGACUCAAGAGAAGGUGAGAGCUUCCGUAAGCUGCUGCAAGAGCGUACCCAGGAAUUUAUCGAAGAGAUUCUGUCUCCGUAUUUUGGCGGAAUGAUUACAUUUGUGAAGGAGGCCGAAGCUGCUGUUGAAAAAGGCCAAGCCGAGCAGAUGAAAUACCAGGAACAAAGGAUACAGAAGUUAGUAAGAGAUUUUGUGGGACAGUGGAAACAAGCUAUUGAAAGUGUUAAUCAAGAAGUAAUGAAGUCUUUCACUAACUUCAAAAAUGGCACCAGUAUUCUGCAGGGCGCCCUUACUCAACUCAUCCAAUAUUACCAUCGGUUCAAGGAAGUACUUUCAAAACCGCCUUUCAAAACAAUGGCCGUGCGCAGUCAGCUCAUAAAUAUUCAUCACAUAAUGGUGGAAGUGAAGAAAUACAAACCAAACUUCUAAUGACUACCCCAAGGAAAAUCCUAUCAGUGGUGGCAUUUUGUCUUGCAUGUGGGGAAAUUUUGUGGACAAUGUGAUUGUAUAGUUUCACUUGGUGAUGUUAAGAUUAAUUUUGAGCCCAUUAAUCCUUCCACAUCUGUUGAAAUAAUAAUAAUUGGCUGUGAUGCUGAAUGAGAGUGUACAGUAGGUUGCUAGUGCAUCAGUUUCUACUUUAAAGUCAUAGUACAAUUAGAAUAUUAAUAAAUUAUACAUUUCAUGUAUUGUAAUUAUUUAAAGUCUAUUUAUUAAGGGUAAAUAUGUGGUUAUUUGAAAGCGAAUUUUUUUUUUUUUAUCAAAAAUAUAGUAAUUAUCUCCUUAGGUCUGUGCUGAUUACCAGCAGCAACACGUAGCAUGUGGACCCAAUGACCAGGAAAAGGAACUGCGCUUUAUAACCGCAAGGAAGAGGAGCAUUAUAAAUGCCCAUACAGUACCAGUACCAUUAACCAUGUGGGCUCCAACCCUCCCAAUUUAUUUCCUUAAACUAGGAGCUACAAAAUUUAUAUUAUUCCAUGGUUCUUAAGCAUCAUCAUGUUACAUUUGUGUUAGUCCAAAAAAUAGAUUAAAUCUCAAACAAUUCUUUUCAUGAAAAUAUAAAAAAAACUUUGCAAACAUUCCAAUUGAUAGUGUCCCAUUUUAUCUUUUAAAACUAUGAGUUUAAAUAUUUUAUACCCAUGAUUGAAGACAAUUGAUCUUUGCAAAGAAUGUUCUCUCCCAAAUUUUCACUUUAAGAUGUCAUUUGUUUUUAAUUUUUUCUUAGGAAUCUCUGGAUUUAAAAAAUCAUGGUGAAUAGUAGUGUUAAGUCAAGUCAUAUAUUUAAAAUCAGAUAUUGAUGCUUUUUAAUUAUAUUAAAGUUAUGAAAUAUCAAGAAAAGGUAAUAAAAAUGCUAGUACUGUA
Anneissia japonica is the source of this 3154-nucleotide messenger RNA. Its product is annotated as vacuolar protein sorting-associated protein 52 homolog. Gene Ontology annotation, biological process: endocytic recycling; lysosomal transport; Golgi to vacuole transport. Gene Ontology annotation, cellular component: GARP complex. Gene Ontology annotation, molecular function: syntaxin binding. Bases 125 to 2224 code for a protein of 699 amino acids. The transcript is spliced from 17 exons. NCBI's taxonomy places the organism in Eukaryota, Metazoa, Echinodermata, Crinoidea, Comatulida, Comatulidae. The record is from RefSeq and is a predicted model, not a curated record.